Fusarium redolens is the source of this 1653-nucleotide messenger RNA. RefSeq lists its product as uncharacterized. The coding region runs from base 1 to 1653 and encodes 550 amino acids. The record is from RefSeq and is a predicted model, not a curated record. Gene Ontology annotation, biological process: DNA-templated transcription; regulation of DNA-templated transcription. Gene Ontology annotation, cellular component: nucleus. Lineage: Eukaryota; Fungi; Ascomycota; Sordariomycetes; Hypocreales; Nectriaceae. Gene Ontology annotation, molecular function: DNA binding; DNA-binding transcription factor activity, RNA polymerase II-specific; zinc ion binding. The transcript is spliced from 6 exons.
AUGGCGUCGUGCUCCACCCGACCCCCAGAGGAUACCCUUAUGCCAUUUUCUUGCUACCAGUGCCGUAACCGUAAGCUAAAAUGCGAUCGCCUCAGCCCCGAAUGCAGCCGCUGUUCCGCCACUGGAACGAAAUGUCAAUAUCCCGCGUCGCGUAAAAAGCCUGUUAUAACAGCCUCGCGACCACGAGUUAAAGAACUUGAGUCGCGAUUGGUUGACCUGGAACAUCGGCUCAAGGUGACGCAGGAGGAAGAGAUUAUUGAGGAGUUGACGAAUGUCUUUUUUACAAAGGUUCAUUGCGAUGCGCAGUUUAUUCACCCUUCGCGAUACCUUGCGUCGCUUUAUCUUCCACCUCAUAUGCAGCCACCUAUGUGUCUUCAGUAUAUAGUCAUGGCGCGAGCUGCACUUGUUUCACCUCCUCACAAACAUCUUGCGGAUCCCUUUUAUCGAAGAGCGAGGUAUUAUCUUGAAGCUGAUGAGCAAAAGGGUGAGGGAGAGUAUUUUGUCACUCUGGCUCACACACAAUGCUGCGUUCUCAUGUCUCACUUCGAAGUGCAAAACAUGUGGUUCUCUAGAUCAUCCAUGAGUACAUCGAAGUCUGUUCGUCUGUCGCAGAUUUUGGGCCUUCAUCAACUCGAUUGUAAAAAUGACUGGAGGAGAAAUGCAACGCUUCCGGAGCCCAAAGAUUGGUGUGAGCUUGAAGAGAGGCGAAGAACGCUAUGGGCUGUCUUUUGCAGCGAUAAGAAUACGAGCGGUACUACGGGAUGGCCAAGUCUGAUGAACAUCAACAAAAUCAGCACAUUAUUGCCCGCGUCGGAGGAAGCAUUCCAACUCGACAUGGAAGAACCUUCAACGACAUUACCCCAAGUUCUCAGCGGUGACAACUCUCUCUGCUCGUCAUUCGCAUGUCGCAUCAUUACGACUCAUCUCUUCCACGAAUGCCUCGACCAUACUUACCAAGACCAUCAGGCCUCUGACCUUAUAGACAUCCAAAACAGCCAGUUCUGGAAACGUCAUCGGGAUCUUGAUACAGGCCUUGCAACAGCUUUCAUCACCCUCCCCGAAACACUCCGCGGGUCACAAAUCCAAGAGGCCACCACUCUAAACCUCCAGCUUCACACGGCGUCAAUAUGCAUCCAUCGGGUCGGUGCCGCCCAAGCCAGGAAACACAACAUUUCGGUCGACGUACUCACUAGUACGCAGGCGCGUCUCGUCCCUUCUGCCGACGCGAUAUUUAAUGUCAUCGCUUCACAGCCCGACGUGACAGCCAUGUUCCGCAAUCCACUCGUUGCAUUCGCGGCAUAUAUGGCGACAUACGUGUUUCUAGAAGAUUACAUGUCCACACAAAAUCGCACCAGCGAGAUGAAAAUGACAGCGCUCAUGGAUCUCAUGAUCACAAUUGGACGUGAAAACCCUGUUACUGCAUCUGCAGCGAUACAAAUGGCGCAUGAAUUACGGAAGACUGGGAUUGAUGCAUCCGCCGUUGAUAAAGUCAAAGAUCUUAUGGAGGAGAGGAGUGCAAAGGGGCCGCUUUUGGGACAGCAGAAUACGGUUGAGGGGAGCGUCGUGUUCUGUCCUUUCGAUGGACCUUCUGGGCCUGCACCGCCUGGAGUACCAAGUGAGAUACUGAGGGGUAAUCUCAGUGGGUUUCCUUAG